AUGCAGGAACAUCCUUCUUAUCGCAAGGAAAUUCCAGAAACAGAAAAAAGAUUAUCUAACGGAAAAAUCGCUGCGAAAAUGGGGGUGGAGCGAGUAAGCAGAGAGCAGGCACUAUCGAUUUUACUCUUACACACUCUGCACACGAUGCUGCUGUGCUGUUGUUGGCCGGUGCACAAAUGUGUCACGGUUCUGUCCUGUUUCGACACUUUGGUAGUCACAAUUUUUGCCUAUAAAUCUUUUAAUGUUCUCGUUGACACCAUUUACGAACCGCACUGGUCCACGGUCCUCUCCUUUCUCUUCUUCCUAUUUUUCGCCGUAUGUCAACUUAUCGCAACUAUAUUCAUUAUUCUAGCACAUAAGAGGAACAUUGCACGUUAUUGCUAUCCACGAUUGAUUCUUAUUAUUGGUCUCAUUGUUUGCUCUGCUAUCGCCUGUAUAGUGAUGUUGUUUUACUUUGGCGGAGCACAGACCUCGAUGAACAACUUUUUCUUCCGAGUAUACGAGUACUUCUUUGAGAAGGUGGAUGACGUGGAGAGGGCGGAGCUUAAAUCCGAACUCAAACUCUACGCUGCUGCUUUUCUUGCGUUGGCGCUUACAUUUUGCACCUACAGCAUAUUCGAGCUUUUCCUGACGCGAAAAUUCUACCAAACUCUAGAUAGGUUCACUCCGGUUCCACAGAAUGAUCCGUCUGUACCUCAGCCGGCUUUUAAUCCAGAGUUUGCACAAACUCCGGGUAAAGUCUAUCCAGACUUGCAUUAA
Necator americanus (New World hookworm) is the source of this 759-nucleotide messenger RNA. RefSeq lists its product as uncharacterized. The record is from RefSeq and is a predicted model, not a curated record. The transcript has 7 exons. The coding region runs from base 1 to 759 and encodes 252 amino acids. Lineage: Eukaryota; Metazoa; Nematoda; Chromadorea; Rhabditida; Ancylostomatidae.